Zymoseptoria tritici IPO323 is the source of this 748-nucleotide messenger RNA. RefSeq lists its product as uncharacterized. The record is from RefSeq and is a predicted model, not a curated record. NCBI's taxonomy places the organism in Eukaryota, Fungi, Ascomycota, Dothideomycetes, Mycosphaerellales, Mycosphaerellaceae. The transcript has a single exon. The coding region runs from base 43 to 504 and encodes 153 amino acids.
AAGAAGAACAAGAAGCCUGCUUCGCCGGAAAUUGUCAACGUCAUGCCUGGUCCGCCGGGUGGUGGUCCGUACGGCGACCCAUUCGCAGGCCUUAGUGGUGGUCUGCCUCCUGGUUUCGCCAUGGAUAUGGGUGGACCACCUAAAAAAGACAAAAAGAAGAGCGCUCCAAAGCGAGGGAAGGAAAUCAGUGGAUUGGCGGCGUGGUUGGCAGGAGGCAAUUUAGGAGCGAGGACGGGUGGCGGGUCGUCAAAAAAAGGGGAUGAAAAACUCGAAGCGGGGGUUUCAAGAGUCGUUUCGGAUGGGAGUGUCAGUACGGGUGGUGGUGCGAGUGUUGUUUCUUCGGAGGGGAAGAGGAGGUCUAGUCGGGCGGGUGUGGCCAGGACUGGAACGGGGGAUAGUGGGGUCGUCAUUAUGGAUGCUGGGUCGACGAAGCAGAGGAAGUCGGCGACUAAUGGCGGCGCCGCUGCGAAGAAGGCGGACGAUGCGGCUUGUGUGGUGAUGUGAAGAGGAGGAGAAACAACAACGACACCCGAUGACGAUGAUGGUGAUGAUGAUGGAUGGAGAAGACGACACUUCUUGGAACGAUUUACAACCCCCCGCUGUUCGACGAGGACAUGGUUUUCCUCCCGUGGAUGAUGCGCGGGUCUUUCAUGUCCUCAACCUUUAUUUCUGCGAUUUGAAUACUUGGGAUUUUUGGGAAGCGAGCGCUGGCGUUAUUCUCUCAUUGGAUGGAUGGGGAGAAAUGGGU